AUGGCUGCCAAAUCCGUCAACCUCGAGUGCCGCAUGUACGAGAACGAGUUUCCCGAAGCGGACGACGUUGUGAUGGUCCUGGUCAAGGAAAUCCAGGACAUGGGCGGCUACGUCCACCUUCUGGAGUACAACAACUGCCAGGGCAUGAUCAUGCUUUCCGAGCUGUCGCGACGUCGCAUCCGCUCCGUCAACAAGCUGCUCAAAGUCGGUCGCCAGGAGGUCGCCGCCGUCGUCCGCGUCGACAAGGACAAGGGCUACAUCGAUCUCUCCAAGCGCCGCGUCGCCCCGGAGGACAUCUCCAAAAUUGAGGAGAAGUGGAACAAGAGCAGGACCGUCCACUCUAUUGUAAGACACGUUGCAGAGACCGUCGGCAUCGACAUGAUUCACUUGUAUCAGCGCUGGGGAUGGCCCUUGUAUAAGAAGUAUGGACAUGCUUAUGACGGCUUCCGUAUGGCCGUCAAUGACCCGGACUCUGUCUUGGAAGGCCUAGAGAUUACCGACAGGGAGCGCGAGGAGUUAUUGAGAAAUGUUACCCGCAGGUUGACCCCGCAGCCCAUCAAACUGCGCGCCGAUAUCGAGGUCACAUGUUAUCAGUUCGAGGGGAUUGACGCCGUCAAGGCAGCGCUGAAGGCGGGCGAGGCCGCUGGCACGGAGGAGUGUCCCAUUAAGAUCAAGCUUGUUGCCCCGCCUUUGUAUGUAGUCACCACGGCUAGCUUGCAGAAGAGGGUCGGCAUUAACGCCCUCUCUACUGCCCUGGAUGUCGUCAAAAAGGAGAUUAUUAAGCGGAAGGGCAAGUUUGUCCUCAAGAUUGAGCCUCGCACCGUUUCGGAGAAGGAUGAUAGGGACUUCUCAUCCAUGAUGACAGAACUAGAAAAUGUGAACAAAGAAGUUGCAGGUGACGACGAUUCGUCAGAAAGUGACAGCGAGUAAAGUGCAGCUUCGUUUCCGUCGUCAAAAUUUUGUCUUUAGCGUGUGCGCAGGAAAAAGUUGGCUGUCUUGCAUCCUAGCGACUAUUAAACAUAUUGCUUUGCUA
Chondrus crispus (carragheen) is the source of this 1033-nucleotide messenger RNA. Its product is annotated as Translation initiation factor eIF2, subunit alpha. The record is from RefSeq and is a predicted model, not a curated record. Gene Ontology annotation, cellular component: eukaryotic translation initiation factor 2B complex; eukaryotic 48S preinitiation complex; eukaryotic translation initiation factor 2 complex. NCBI's taxonomy places the organism in Eukaryota, Rhodophyta, Florideophyceae, Gigartinales, Gigartinaceae. The transcript has 2 exons. The coding region runs from base 1 to 930 and encodes 309 amino acids. Gene Ontology annotation, molecular function: RNA binding; ribosome binding; translation initiation factor activity.